UUCGCACCCUUUCGGGGAUUCCCGUAACUCCUUUGCAUGCAAACCUGUGGACCAGUCAUACAGUGUGAUACAGUCAUCGUUUACGUUAACACGCAAUUGAAACAUAAGUCGCGAAAGAAAUAAGACGCAUUAAUAAGCAGCAGAAUUAAUCGAUCAUGCACAUCCAUACAUUCAAGAAUUAUUAAAAAACUAGUGAAAUAAUCUAUUCUCCGUUAAAUUUAAACAUAUAUUUUGUUUCCCGUGCAAAAUUUCCGAAUCCCGAAAGUCCCAAGUACUCGUAAUAAAAACAUUAACCGCGGAACGAACGAUGCUAUAUUUAAUAUCUAGCAACACAAAUUCAUUAGGUAUGUACGCAUAAAAACGUAGUGAAAUGACGAUUCGUAAAGAAAUAAAACAAUUCUACAAUGAAAGCUCUUGCUGGGUUUUGCGCGCGAAAAUGUUCUGAUGUUUCGAUUAUUUGAAUUCACUGAAGUAAUUAAUCGAGUGCAUAUUUCGAUACAUUAAAUGAUUAACACGGUUGAGGAGCUUAAAUUACUAUAAGGUAAUACUGGGUAAUGCGUCUGCAAACAUUGCAGUCUGUUUUAUCAGCAUGAUGCCGUAUUCACUGGAGCCCAGAUAAUAAAUGAAGCAGAAUAUCUGCAAGGCACAGGGAACAAGUUACUGUAAAGCUUCUAAAUGGAGGAGCAGACGCCGACUACGGAAGUUUUGAUCUCAAACACCGAGCAGGUUGUGCCAGAUUCUAGGACCCUUCCGCCAAUAUGGAAGGAUUCGUAUACCCAGAUUAUCGGUGCCUGCAUUGUUCACUUGCUAACUAUUCAAGCUGGAAUAAACAUGGCGUUCUCUGCAAUAUUGACAGCACAUUUAAAAGAGAAAGGAAAUGAUGACGUAAUACAACUUAUGCCUGGGCAAGACGGUUGGAUUGCCAGUUUGGUCACGAUAUCUACACCCAUUGGAUCACUCCUGUCUGGCCGGUUAAUUGACAAAUUUGGACGAAAGAAUGUCAGCAUGUUCAUAUGUAUUCCAUACCUGAUUUCCUGGAUCUUGAUUUAUUGGUCCUACAACAUAGUCUGGCUAUAUGUUGGUAGAUUUUUGGCGGGUGCGGCAGCCGGACUUUCCAGCGUUGCGAUAUACUACACUUCAGAAACGACACAUCCAGUCUGGCGGCCAAUGCUCCUAGGUUUGACUUCGGUUAACGUGUCUUUUGGUAUCCUGUUGACAUCUGUACUUGGCAAGUGGCUUUACUGGAGAACGGUUGCAGUUGUAUUUGCCGUUUUUACUGCUGUUAUAUUCUAUUUCAUCACGACUCUCCCAGAAAGUCCGCAUUGGCUCUUGUCCUUCAAAAAUGGUACGCAAGAUGCACACAGGAUAGAUCAGGCCCGGAAAUCAUUGAAAUACUUCAAUCGUAAUAACGCAAAAGCUGAGAGGGAACUGGUCGAAUUACUCAAUAAUUAUCGUACGAGCAGAGUAGAUGUCCCGAUGAGACAGGACGAGACAUUAAAGGAGAAAUUGAAAAGCUUCAAGAGACCGGAAAUAUACAAGCCAAUUGUCUUGCUGCUAAUUAUUUUCUUUUUUCAACAAAAUACCGGGUCUUACGUGAUAGUUUUUUAUGCCGUCGAGCUGUUUGAAGAAUUAGGCGGACAGUUUGGCUAUCUCGAUGCGUAUUGGGCGAUGAUACUGAUGGGGGCGAUUCGCUUCGUAAUGGCAAUAAUCGCGAUGAUACUUUCGUUAAAAUAUGGUCGGCGAAUGUUGUGCAUCAUCAGCGGACUCGGAAUGGGAUUAUCGAUACUGUCCGCCUCGCUUUACACGCAUCUCAGCCAAUUUGACACAAAAAUUCCCACUUUGGUAUUCGUCCUCGUCUUUGUGUGCUUCAGUGCAAUUGGUUGGCAAACGAUUCCGUGGUCAUUGACCGGGGAACUACUGCCUACCAAGCUCAGAGCUAUCGUUGGAGGAAUAAUGACUAGUUACGCCUACUUGAUGAUGUUUCUUGUCGUCCUCACGUUUCCAGCUCUCAAGGAACUGAUCGACGUCAAGGGUGUUUUUCUAAUUUAUGGUAUCAUCUCUUUCGCAAGCACGGCAGUCGUUUGGAAAUACUUACCCGAAACACUCGGUAAAACGUUAACGGAAAUUGAACAUUUCUUCAAAUAGCCCCCAAGAAUAGUCGGGUAAUAUAUAUUUUUUUUCUCUUAAUGUAAUUCACACAAAAUUGCAGUUUAUAUUUAAUUUUAGAUUCUGCAUUUAAUGAUUUUUUCACUUUUCGAGUCCCAUUCAAUCCUGCAUGUAUUCGUCAUUUUCUAUUUUUAUGUAGGUCCUAUACAUACGAUUUUAUUUUGUGAUAUGUCAUUGUCACAAUUCACAAUUAUUUUUAUUAUAUUUUAUAAUUACAUUACUAUUUUUAUACUACCAUAAUUAUUACUGUUAUUGUUACCACGGUGUUUCGAUGAUAACUUAAGAUGUGUCGAACGCCAUGCAACGCGGGUAUUUUUUACGACAAUAUGAACCAAUUUUUAACGAUCAAUGAAUAAUAAAAUCAGUAGAACAAAUAGUUGGCAAUUGGGCUUCAAACCAGUGAAGAAGUAGAUAUUUGAGGUCCAGGGAUAAUAAAGUUUUACAGUUAAAGCCGAAAAUGAUAGGACUUGGCAAUGAUAUUUCUUCAGAAUUAUUUAAAAACUGCAUAUUCAAUAUUGUUUGAUUAAUACAGAAUUACUUUUACAAUGAAAUUGGUGAUGAUGUGUAAAAUAUAAAAUUUAUAAUUAAGAUAUUAAUUCUGUAAAUGAGAGGGAUGAACAAAAAAAAAUUUGUUACUUUCAACAUUUGUUUUUUUGUUUCAUGAGGUGUACGGAGCUUAAAAAGAAUUUGUAUUGUACUGAUAAUUGGUAACAAUAAAUUAUAACUUUGAACACUUGCCAAAUUUAUUGAUUUCAGCUGCACAAAUAACAAAAAUUUGAAUUCAAUUAGCAAGAAUAACAGUAUAAUCUAUCCCAGCGCAGGUUAGUUCUGCCGGAAAAGCAAACUCGUUCAUUGUCAGUCAAAACAUUUGAAAUGAAAAAAUAGUCUGGCUGAAUAUGUAUGUCAAUAUUAACGCCAAAGCAUUCCGGUCACCAGUCGGAGUAUAAUAUUUCUUAUCGAAAUAAAAAACUUGUCAAAUUCUAAAUCCUUAAU
This is a messenger RNA of Neodiprion virginianus, 3159 nucleotides long. RefSeq names its product facilitated trehalose transporter Tret1-like. Bases 676 to 2145 code for a protein of 489 amino acids. Gene Ontology annotation, molecular function: transmembrane transporter activity. The transcript is spliced from 6 exons. The record is from RefSeq and is a predicted model, not a curated record. Gene Ontology annotation, cellular component: membrane. Gene Ontology annotation, biological process: transmembrane transport. NCBI's taxonomy places the organism in Eukaryota, Metazoa, Arthropoda, Insecta, Hymenoptera, Diprionidae.